GUCCCUUCCCAUUUAGCGCCCUUCUUUCUGCUUCUCAUCAAACCGCAAAAGCACUUUGUUCUGUAAAGCGAUUCAGACCCUAAGCGGGGGAGAAGAAGAUGUUCUUCCACAUAGUCUUGGAGCGAAAUAUGCAGCUCCACCCGCGCCACUUCGGCCGGGAUCUCCGGGAUAAGCUCGUCGCCAAGCUCAUGAGAGACGUCGAGGGCACUUGCAGCGGGAGGCACGGUUUCAUCGUUGCGAUCACAGGCAUUGAGAGCGUCGGCAAAGGUCUUAUUCGGGACGGCACAGGGUUUGUCUCCUUCCCGGUGAAGUAUCAGUGUGUUGUGUUCCGGCCUUUUAAAGGGGAGAUUCUUGAAGCUGUUGUUACUAUGGUUAACAAGAUGGGAUUCUUUGCAGAAGCUGGUCCUGUGCAGAUUUUUGUCUCCAAUCAUUUAAUUCCUGAUGACAUGGAGUUUCAAUCUGGAGAUGUGCCGAAUUACACAACAUCAGAUGCAUCAGUUAAGAUCCAGAAGGAGAGCGAAGUCCGGUUGAAGAUUAUUGGAACUCGAGUUGAUGCUACAGAAAUUUUUUGUAUUGGCACAAUAAAGGAUGAUUUCCUGGGUGUCAUCAGUGAUCCUACCGCAGCUGCUUGACUUCCUACUUAACCUGGAGAAACCAAAGGGGUUUUGUUGCACUCAAGAGUCAAGACAUCUCUGUAUGGAGCUGCUUUUUGUACUAUAAUCUGUUCUUUGGUAAUACUAACGUUGGGCUUUGCCACACUAUAUGUCUGGUUGCGUGUCCGUCUUAUGUGUGGGAUUUACCAGAUUUUAGAGUUUAGUUAAAACUAGAAUGGGAUUCGUAUUCGGAGUUUUCGGACUCGAGAUUCUUGUUAAACUUAAAAUGUAAAGAACAAGCGUCAAUUGACAUCGUUUAUUGGGUCGUCAAAAAAAAAGAAGCUUAAGUUGUUGCACCAUUACAAAUGUUUAGCAUCUGGGAAUUUUG
Messenger RNA from Cuscuta campestris, 981 nucleotides. The record is from the annotation of a GenBank genome assembly. NCBI's taxonomy places the organism in Eukaryota, Viridiplantae, Streptophyta, Magnoliopsida, Solanales, Convolvulaceae.